AAGUCAUUCCAUUCUCUACUUAUAUAUGUAACUUCCUACCCGUAAAACAACAUAUCCUAACAAAGAUUGAGAAAGCAUUACAUUAAAAUCUUCAGAAUGGCAACAAUUACUGGUGUUAGUCUCACUACUCCAGCAAUCUUAGCCAAAAAAUCCAACUCUCCCAAUUUCAAGCCUUUUAACUUCCCCUGCCUUGACAAACCAUGGAAAAAAUCAUCAGCUAAAUUUGGGCUGGUGUGUGCAGCAGCACCAGAUAACAAGCUUUCUGACCUUGUGGCUGACAGUGUGAAGGGGGCAGAGGAAGCAUGCAAUGAGAAUCCGACUAGCGGAGAAUGCGCGGCAGCUUGGGAUGUGGUGGAAGAGACAAGUGCAGCAGCUAGUCAUGCAAGGGACAAGAAAAAGCAAGAAGAUCCUUUGGAAAAUUACUGCAAGGAAAAUCCUGAGACUGAUGAGUGCCGUACAUAUGAUAAUUGAUAAUUUUAGCCAUGUGCUUUAUUUAUCCCCUUUGAAUCUUGAAUGCUCUAAAUUAUAGGAUAUUCGUAUCUAUAAUGAAAGGAUUCUUCCUGUUUAAAUUAGUCUCAAAUACUAUACAAAUCUUUUGAUGUUGUCUUUAAGGAAAGUGAUAUGCUAUAUGAAGAUCAAUUUAUGGAAUAACAGGGAAUUAGUUAUAUGUGUU
Lycium ferocissimum is the source of this 673-nucleotide messenger RNA. Its product is annotated as calvin cycle protein CP12-1, chloroplastic-like. Lineage: Eukaryota; Viridiplantae; Streptophyta; Magnoliopsida; Solanales; Solanaceae. The record is from RefSeq and is a predicted model, not a curated record. Gene Ontology annotation, cellular component: chloroplast. The transcript has a single exon. Gene Ontology annotation, biological process: negative regulation of reductive pentose-phosphate cycle. The coding region runs from base 97 to 471 and encodes 124 amino acids.